This is a messenger RNA of Drosophila willistoni, 1854 nucleotides long. RefSeq lists its product as uncharacterized. NCBI's taxonomy places the organism in Eukaryota, Metazoa, Arthropoda, Insecta, Diptera, Drosophilidae. The transcript is spliced from 2 exons. The record is from RefSeq and is a predicted model, not a curated record. Bases 1 to 1854 code for a protein of 617 amino acids.
AUGGAAUUGAAUGAUUUAAUGAUUAUGCCCACUCGAGAUGUCCUCCAAUUGCAUGUACGUCUACGCACCAAUGCAGAUGCCUCAAAUAUAUAUGUGCAAUGGUUUCUAAAUCACUCGCAAUUGCCUAUUAUUGUGCAAAUGGGACAGGAAUGGCAGCUAAACGAACAAAAUCGGUUGGCUAACAAGGAGCAGGAGCAGGAUCAAGACCUAGAACCAGAACAGAAUCCAGAUAAUCGUUUAAACAUAGCCAUGGUCACAAGUCUAACGGAAUUCAUCAGUACGCCAAUGCCGACUAGUCGGGCCGGCAUCUAUUUCAAUAUACUCGAAGAAACUGGUGCGGAUCUCUCGCCGAAUGAGCUGAUGCUAUUGGAGCAAAGUUGCCGUUUGCAAUGGACCCAGCAUAAGAUCUAUAAUCGUUAUAUUCUAACUACAUAUGGCAUCUGGUUUUACGAUCCAUUCGGCCGCAUAGACAAUGGAUUCGGUCGACUUGUAUCCUAUGCAGGAGAUGAGAUCUUACCCACUCUACUGUUUCACGAUAUGCGCGGUUAUCCUUUGCGUGUCCAGAUGUUCAAGUCGGUGUAUGCUCGACCCGAAAUAGACAAGGAGACUGGUUUGCUGGUUCGUGUCACUGGACUCGAUUGGUUGGUGGCUCAAAUGCUGCAGGAGAGAUUGAAUUUCACCAUGGUGCUGCAACAGCCGGAUAAGAAUUAUUUUGGUGAACGCAGUGCAAAUGGCAGCUAUAAUGGAGCAAUUGGUUCAAUUAUACGAGAUGGUUUGGAUAUUUGCCUAACGGGAUUCUUUGUCAAGGACUAUUUGGUGCAGCAGUUUAUGGACUUUACGGUGGCCGUUUACGAUGAUGAAUUGUGCAUUUAUGUGCCCAAGGCGAGCCGUAUACCCCAAUCGAUAUUGCCGAUCUUUGCCGUUGGCUAUGACAUUUGGUUGGGUUUCAUUUUAUCGGCCUUUGUCUGUGCCCUAAUUUGGCUAGUGUUGCGCAUAAUCAAUCUGCAGCUAAAUAUUGUCAGAGUCCAUGGCAAACGGCUAUUUCAGCAGGCUCUGGCCAUUGUGGUCGACACUUGGGUCGUUUGGGUGCGUGUAAAUUUGUCCCAAUUGCCGGAGAGUUAUGCGGAACGCAUGUUUAUUGGCUCAUUGUGCUUGGUCAGUGUCAUAUUUGGUGCCAUAUUCGAAUCAAGUCUGGCCACUGUCUAUAUACAUCCGCUGCAUUAUCGUGACAUUGUUACGCUGCAGGAUCUCGAUGACAGCGGCCUCAAGGUGGUAUAUAAGUAUACCUCAAUGGCGGAUGAUCUAUUUUUUAGCGAGACAUCGCCACUUUAUGCCAGUCUGAAUAAGAAGCUAUCAUGGAAUCGUGAUCUCCAUGCGGAUGUCAUAGACGAUGUGGCACGGCAUGGCGGCAAGGCGGGAGUAUCCCGUUAUCUAUCCCUGAUGCUCGAGUCAUCGCACUAUAUGCUAAUGCGUCGCAUUUGGAUAGUACCCGAGUGUCCGAAAUAUUACACCAUCUCGUAUGUUAUGCCACGGGACGCACCUUGGGAGGAUGCAAUAAACGCUUUGCUUCUGCGUCUCCUCAGUGCUGGCAUCAUCGCCAAAUGGAUAAAGGAUCAAAAGUCUCAAGUAGAUAUUGAGAUGCGUGGCAAAAUGACCGAAGCCGAUGCCGAUGACAAUGUUGUGCGAGUCCUAACUAUCGAGGAUCUGCAAUUGGCCUUCUAUGUGGUGGUGUGUGGCAAUCUGUUUGGCCUAUUGGGAUUUCUGCUAGAACAUGCCUGGCAGCGCAUCACCGUGAAGGUGAAGGCAACGACUUUUAGAUACCCCACAUCAAGUACUCGACCUUUGGUCGAUUGA